Molecule: messenger RNA, 7339 nt
Organism: Dinoponera quadriceps
Lineage: Eukaryota; Metazoa; Arthropoda; Insecta; Hymenoptera; Formicidae
Product: CREB-binding protein
Exons: 16
Coding region: 124-5901 (1925 amino acids)
Biological process (GO): positive regulation of transcription by RNA polymerase II
Cellular component (GO): nucleus; transcription regulator complex; histone acetyltransferase complex
Molecular function (GO): transcription coactivator activity; protein binding; zinc ion binding
Source: RefSeq, a predicted model, not a curated record
CAAGUAACAGCGACACCAGUUCAAGGAACGAAAGAGUGGCAUCAAUCAGUUACUCCGGAUCUCAGGAAUCAUCUCGUGCACAAACUGGUACAAGCAAUAUUUCCGACUCCCGAUCCGCAAGCUAUGCUUGACAAACGAAUGCACAAUUUGGUCGCGUACGCGAGAAAGGUCGAAGGCGAUAUGUACGAAAUGGCCAACUCGAGAUCGGAAUAUUAUCAUCUGUUAGCCGAGAAGAUUUAUAAGAUCCAGAAGGAACUUGAGGAAAAACGGCAGAAGCGGAAGGAACAGCAACAGCAGCAGCAGCAACAAUUGCAGGCGCAACAGCAGCAGCAGCAGCCUCAACCCGCGGGCACAUCCGGCCCUGGCUUGAGGCCAUGCGCUCCUCCCAGCGUAGGAACUGUUCUACCCGCGAAACCAGUCGGUACGGUGCCACCUACCGUGCGAAGUCACUCACCAGGCAUGGGCCAACUGGCGGCGCUACCUGGAAUGGCGAUCCAACACAAUCGAAUGCAAUUCCCGCAACAGGCGCAACAGCAACAACAGCAGCCGCAACAACAGGUUCAGGCUCAACAACAGAUACAGCAGCAGCAACAACCGCAACAGCAAGGGAUCUUGGUUGGUCCUCCGGGUCCUAGUCCAAACGGACAGUCGACGUCCAACGCUAAUAUGGUGCCCAAUCCCGGGCUCAGUCCCUUCGGGCAGCCUCAGAUGUCACAGACCAACUUAACAACCACCACCGCCGCGUCCGCGACAACUAGUCAAUUUCCAACGUCUAAUGGCACUUCCGGUUUACCUAAUAGUUCUCCCAUUCAGAAUCAGCAUCAGUUCCCCGACCUCAUGAAAGUUAGAUUGGCUCAAGCUCAAGCUGCGCAACAGCAGCAACAACAACAGGCGGCUCAGCAGCAGCCGACGAGCACUUCGAGUCAGAGCACGCCAGCGACGUCGAUACCGCAAACACCCUCGCCAUUCAGCAGUAUGCAACAGCAACAACCACAGCAGCAAAAUACGCCGCAGCAGCCGCAGAGUCAACAGUUCGCCAACAACCGGCCGUUGUCAGCUUCUACACCCAGUGACAACGCCAUCGCCACGUCGACGCCGCAGACGAUACCUCCCCCUGCGUCCAGUGGACCGAGCCCGGGAACCGCGACAACGACCACCAACGGCCCUCAGUCCACCACUUCCACACCGAACACGCCGUUGGUCCCGUCACUUAUGACCCCGAAUCAGUCGGUCUCUUCCGCUAAUCAAACGCCGCCGCAUCCGGGCACGACGCCGUCGCCCGCCGGUCUCGCGAGUCUGGGCAAAGGUAUGACCUCGCAGGAGAGAGCGGCUUUGAACGCACCGAGAAGCACGUCCAUGUCGUCGCAGAUGGCCGCCAUCACGGCGGCCUUGGAUCGCGAUAAUUCGCCAAGUCCGCCGAUGAACAACAACAAGGGUAAACUGGACACGAUUAAGGAAGAGAAGGAAAUGAAAAUGGAGAUCAAGCAGGAUCCAACGGACGCCGAGAACCAUCGGAUGGACUGUGGCAAGAGCGUGAACAAUGAGAUCACCAUCAAGACCGAGAUCAAGACCGAGCCGAUGGAGGAAGACUCGAACGAAACGACGGUGAAAGAGGAACCUGCCAGCAUAAAGGAGGAGAGCAUGACUCCUAUGUCCGCUCAGGAUACGAGCGCCGCCGACAUCAAGCCGAUGGUGCCGGAACCGAUACAACCUAGCGGCACAUCGACCGACAAGAAGAAGUGCUUGUUCAAACCCGACGAGCUACGUCAAGCGUUAAUGCCAACUCUCGAGAAGCUCUACCGACAAGAUCCGGAAUCUAUACCUUUCCGGCAACCAGUAGACCCCCAAGCUCUGGGCAUACCGGACUACCCGACUAUCGUGAAGAAGCCCAUGGAUCUGUCGACCAUCAAAAAGAAACUGGACACGGAGAAGUACAGCGAUCCGUGGGAGUACGUGGAUGACGUCUGGAUGAUGUUCGACAAUGCUUGGCUUUACAAUCGCAAGACCUCUCGGGUCUACAGAUAUUGUACUAAGCUUUCGGAGGUGUUCGAGCAAGAGAUAGAUCCUGUCAUGCAAGCUCUCGGAUACUGCUGCGGCAGAAAAUACACGUUCAAUCCGCAGGUGCUUUGCUGCUAUGGCAAGCAGUUGUGUACGAUACCCAGGGAUGCGAAGUAUUAUUCAUACCAGAAUAGUCUAAAGGCAUAUGGUCUUAUUUCCGACAGAUACACCUUCUGUCAGAAAUGUUUCAACGACAUUCCUGGUGAUACAGUGACGUUGGGAGAUGAUCCGGCACAACCUCAAACUGCCAUCAAGAAGGAACAAUUCCAGGAGAUGAAGAAUGAUCACUUGGAAUUGGAACCUUUUGUUACCUGUACGGACUGCGGUAGGAGAGUACAUCAAAUAUGUGUACUUCAUAUGGAAUCAAUCUGGCCAUUAGGAUUUACCUGUGAUAAUUGCUUAAAGAAGAAAGGUCAGAAACGCAAAGAGAAUAAGUUUAACGCCAAACGAUUGCCCAUUACGAAACUCGGCACUUAUAUCGAGACGCGCGUGAACAACUUCCUCAAGAAGAAAGAGGCCGGUGCCGGUGAGGUCGCGAUCAGAGUGGUCGCGUCUAGUGAUAAAGUGGUUGAAGUUAAGCCCGGCAUGCGUAGUAGAUUUGUCGAAAACGGUGAUAUGCCCGGCGAGUUCCCUUAUCGCGCUAAGGCGUUGUUCGCAUUUGAGGAGGUCGACGGCACGGAUGUGUGUUUUUUCGGUAUGCACGUGCAAGAGUACGGGAGCGAAUGCACGCCGCCGAACACUAGACGAGUUUACAUCGCGUAUUUGGACUCUGUACACUUCUUCCGGCCUAGACAGUUUCGUACAGCUGUAUACCACGAGAUCCUUCUGGGAUAUCUGGAUUACGCGAAGCAACUUGGAUAUACCAUGGCGCACAUUUGGGCGUGUCCGCCUUCCGAAGGGGACGAUUAUAUUUUCCACUGCCAUCCCCAAGAACAGAAAAUACCAAAGCCUAAAAGAUUGCAGGAGUGGUAUAAGAAAAUGUUGGACAAGGGAAUGGUCGAGAGAAUCGUACUCGACUACAAGGAUAUCUUAAAACAAGCUAUGGAAGACAGGCUUUCGUCUGCGGCAGAUUUGCCAUACUUUGAAGGCGAUUUCUGGCCGAAUGUGUUAGAAGAGAGUAUUAAAGAAUUAGAUCAGGAAGAAGAAGAGAAGCGGAAGCAAGCUGAAGCGGCGGAAGCCGCCGCUGCGGCGGCAAACGCGAUAUUUUCGCUGUCUGAGGAUUCUGAAACUCCGGACGGCAAGAAGAAGGGUCAAAAGAAGGCAAAGAAAUCUAACAAAUCCAAAGCGAAUCAAAGGAAGAACAGUAAGAAAUCGAACACUCCUCAGACCGGAAAUGAUCUUUCCGCAAAAAUUUUCGCGACCAUGGAGAAACACAAGGAAGUAUUUUUCGUCAUCAGGUUGCAUAGCGCUCAAAGUGCAGCCAGCUUGGCACCGAUCCAAGAUCCCGACCCUGUAAUUAAUUGUGAUUUGAUGGACGGUCGAGACGCUUUUCUUACUAUGGCGAGAGAAAGGCAUUACGAAUUCUCGUCACUAAGGAGAGCGAAGUUCAGUUCUAUGUCAAUGUUGUACGAGCUGCAUAAUCAAGGCCAAGACAAAUUUGUUUAUACUUGCAACAAUUGCAAGAGUCACGUGGAAACUAGAUACCAUUGUACAGUUUGUGACGAUUUUGACUUGUGCGUUAGUUGUAAAGAGAAAGAUGGUCAUCCGCAUCCUAUGGAGAAACUCGGUUUUGAUUUGGACGAUGGUUCAUCGCCAGUCGAUGCCAAACAGACAAAUCCACAGGAAGCUCGGAAACUGUCGAUACAAAGGUGCAUUCAGUCAUUGGUGCAUGGUUGCCAGUGCAGAGACGCUAAUUGCCGUCUGCCAAGUUGCCAGAGGAUGAAGAGAGUGGUGAUGCACACGAAGAAUUGUAAGAGGAAGACGAACGGCGGAUGCCCGAUAUGCAAACAAUUGAUAGCGCUCUGUUGUUACCACGCGAAACACUGCCAAGAGAAUAAGUGUCUUGUUCCGUUCUGCUCUAACAUCAAACUCAAAAUUAAGCAGCAACAGCUUCAGCAACGGUUGCAACAGGCGCAAUUACUCAGGAGGCGAAUGGCUGUGAUGAACACGAGGCCGACUGGACCUAUGGCCGCGAUGCAGGCCGGACAACAGACCACGAACGUCGGUAUGGCGACCGGAGUCGCUAUGAAGCCCGGUGUCAGCGCUACGAACUUGCCGUCUCCGCAUCAGCCGGGUAUUGGUCUGAAGCCUGGCACACAAACACCGCCUGCUCACGUAUUGCAGGUGGUUAAGCAAGUACAGGAGGAAGCUGCGAGGCAACAAGUACCACACGUCAACUACGGCAAGGUUGCGCCGACCAGUGCAGUCGGUGUGGGGGUCGGCGUGGGUGGGCAAACCGGCGGUGUAAUGCCUCCGCCACCGAUGCAGCGACCGAUGCCGGUUCAGAUGGCGAAUCCUGGCGGCACGCAUCUAAUUCCAAUGGAUCAGUGGACGGCGAGUAGGUACCAACCGAAUGCAGUGAUGCAACAAAGCCCCGGCUUACGGCAGCAGACUCCGCAACUUAUACAGCAGCAGCAACAACAGCAUCAAACUCAGCCGGGAAUGGGAAUGAGCGCACAAAUACCACGUCAACAGGGCGUGAUCGGGCCGGUUGGACAGGUUGGUGGACCACAGGCUCAGAGCAAUAUGCAAAAGCACGCAUUGCAGCAGUUGAUGCAGACUCUUAGAAGCCCGCACACACCCGAGCAACAGAACCAAAUACUGCAAAUACUCAAGAGCAAUCCGCCGCUGAUGGCAGCUUUCAUCAAACAACGGGCGAAUGUCCAUCAGCAACAACCUGGUCAACAUGGCGCAGGAGUCGGCGGCCCAUUGGGCCCUAAUCAACCUCAACAACAACAACCUGGUUUGCAGCAUAUGAUGUCCCAACAGCAACAGCAGCAGCAGCAACAACAACAACAGCAGCAGCAGCAGCAGCAGCAGCAGCAGCAGGCUCAACAGCAGCAGCAGCAGCAAGGCAGACUGCAAAUACAGGCGAUGCUGACGCAACAGGCGCAACAACAGCAGCCGGUGCAGCCUCAGACCCAGUGGUACAAGCAGCAGAUGAUGGUGAUGCAGAGGCAACAACAGGCCCAACAGCAGGCGCAACAGCAGCAGCAGCAGCAACAACAGCAGCAGCAGCAGCAGCAACAGCAGCAGCAGCCGUUCACUCAACCACCAGCGCCGCCGUAUGGUCAGCAACGGCCCAUAAGGCCGUCUCUUCUCGGUAAUCAUACGAUCUAUCGUUGUACCAUAGAAAACGAGGCACGCAAGGCCAACGGAGCCCCGAUGAACAACACUAUGGGCUAUUUCGCGAAUUCAUCCCCAGGUUACGGUGGUUUCAACGAGCAAGGUUACGGUCAACCGGGCCUGAAACCAACUCCGCCACCCGUACCGUCACCACAGGGUGUGAUGGGACCUCCGGGGAUCUCCGUGCAGCAACAGCUGAUGCAAUCGGUCCGUUCUCCGCCGCCCAAUCGAUCUCCCCAGCCCAACCCCUCGCCGCGACCAGUCCCCUCACCCCGUAAUCAGCCGGUACCCUCGCCGCGUUCCGGACCGGUGCCAUCGCCGCACCAUCAUCCUCCGCACGGCACACCUACCCAUUCGCCCGCUCACGAGCUCGCCGGUCCAAGCGAGAUGAUGCUUUCGCAGCUGAGUGGCGCAGCCGGGGCGCCUGCCGGUCAUCCCGGCGCUAUGCCUCACCAUCCGUCACCGGCACCGGCGCCCUCGGCGAGCGGCACGGACUCCAGUGAGGUGACGCCGAUGACGCCACAAGACCAACUCUCCAAGUUCGUCGAGGGGUUGUAGUGACUGUUAGUGAUGGCGUCGGUCGAUGUAAGUGAAGACUCUCUUACGGCGCACGCUCGGGCGACGCGUAUCGUUUUCCGCUUCGCGUGUUAACCACGCGGAACGUCCGCGGAACAGGUCCAUAGAUACGGUCAGUCCGUCGCUCCUUCGCGCGCGCGCGAUACAGAGGGAAAGAAAGAACGAGAGACACCCACAACGUGCUCCGCGCUUUCGCCGAGUGACCGGGCACUGUCUGGUUGAACCCCAGACGUGCGUCGCGCUGUCCACGAUUCCAAAGAGCGCGACACACCCAGACGCUCGUUUCGCGUUCCUUCUCUUUCGAUUGUUCUUUUCACGCGGGUUCCACAGGUCGUAAGGGGAAUAGAGAGAGAGAGAGAGAGAGAGAGAGAGAGAACGCCACGUUGGUGCUGCUUCGAUGCUACGGCCCGGCUCAAAUAGGCUCGAGUGACUCGAGUCGUUUCGUCGUUCGUUCGGUCAGUCGGUCGGUCGGUCGGUCGGUCGGUUGGUCGGUCGGUCGGUCGGUCAGUCGGUCGGUCGGUCGGUCAGUCGGUCGGUCGGUCUCGUAGAGCGUGAGGGAGAAAAGCCAGUAGAGCGACGAAAAAAAGAAUUCAAGACUAAAGACAAAAUCGAGAGACUACUGUUAAGUUUCCCUCGUAAACCCUCCGAAACCCCUCCUUCCCCGCCACCACCACCACCAUCACCACACUUCCUCGCUGCUGCUCGCGCAGGCUGAGUGAAAUCGUACAAAUGUGUUGUGUAUACUUAACGUUAACUGAUAAUUAAUAGUUCAAAUACUAUUAGAGUGUAGUAAGUAUAUGCAAUGAUUAUACAACAACAUUAUUAUCGUAUCGAGAUGCGAGAUAUAUAUGAUGAGGAGAGAUGUAUGAAAGAUAAACGAUAUAGGGGAACUACUAGUGUUGUAUGUAUGGGAGAGAGGUGAAGCAGAGAAUCUAGUUCGUUAAGUAAUAUGUUCAUUUAAGGAAAAUCUUGUUAUUAAGAGGAUCCCGAAAUGGGCCGCCGAAGGUUAACAUGUACCUUAGCGCCAUGAAAUUUUAUGAAUUACGUCGCGGUACUCGCAUUCUCGAGCGCGCGAAAUCGCCGAAAUCGAGAAUGAUGGUGAUUCUCUUGACAGAACGUAUUAAGCAUAAACACGAAUUAACGUUAUCGCAACCAAAAAAUAGAAAUUCACAACAGGCCGCUAUCUGCGUUGGGAGGAUUUAUAAUGAAUGUUACUUUUGAUGAUGAGAGGAUUGAGAGAAAAAACAGUUUUUCCACAGUUGAGGGUCCAUGCGUGUACAGUCCAAUCAAAAUGUAGCUACGAAAGCGUAUCCGAUACGGGCCCUCGCGUGAAAACCGCUCUGUACAUAUUGCAUUAUUACUAUAUUAUUAUAUUAUUAUAUAUUAUUAUUUUAAUAUUAUUAUUAAUAUUAUUAUUAUU